AGCUGGUUCUCAAAAAGUUCCAAGAGACAAGUUGUUUACAAAAAUUUGUACAAAAAUCUAAAUGAAAAGGACCCAUUAAAAAUUCCAAAAACUUCGGAUACUAGAUGGUUAUCCAUUGAAACAUCAGUUUCAAGAAUAUUGUCGCAAUGGGAGGAGCUCAAAGUGCAUUUCGAAACAGCAUACAUGGAAGAAAAAUGUCUAAAGGCUAAAAUCUUAUGUGAAUUAUACAACGAAGACAAUAUUCGUCUAUAUUUGUUAUUUUUGAAUUUUACUUGAAGUCCAACUAGUUAACAAAAUUUUUCAAGGCCAUGAUAACGAUCCAACUCGCCUAUUAAAGGAAUUAUUAUUGCUGAUAAAUUUUUUGAAACGCAAAGUAGUUGGUGACGACAGUGUAGACGUUUUAUAUUCAGAUUUCGACGAAUUUAUUUUAUACACAUGCAGCCUUGGUCAUGAGUUUGAAACAUAUCUUAAGGAAAUUAAAAAAAACGGAAGCAUGAAAAAGAAGGCAGAACGUGAAAUUAGACGAAAUUGUGUUAAAUUUGUUGUUGAUCUCAUUAAUCAAUUGAAACAAAGGUUGCCCGAUAAUAUUAAAAUACUUCAAAAUAUUGAAUAUUUCUCUGUAGAUAACGUCUUAAAAUCUUCUAAAGAGGAUAUUUUACCAAUCCUAAAUUUAUUUCAUGUUGAUGACGAAAUAUCCUUAAAAAUUCAGGAGCAAUACUCAAAUAUCCAUUAUAUAAAAUGGAAAAACACAAAUAACACUAUUUCAUUUUGGACGGAAGUAUAUAAAUAUAGAGAUGCCGGCGGAAAUAAAAAGUUUAACGAAAUUUCGGAAUUUGUACUGAAACUACUUUCACUACCCUGGUCAAAUGCAGAAGUUGAAAGGGUUUUCAGCCAAAUAAAUCUUGUAAAAACUUACUUAAGAAAUAAAAUGCAUCUAUCAACCGUCACUUCGAUUUUGUCUAUCAGAUUUGGACUUAAAAGAAUCGAUAAAUGCUGUUUUGAAUACGACGUACCGAAUAAUUAUUUAAAACUAGUUGGUACCAGUGAGUCUUAUGACAAAAAUAAUAAUAUCCCAGAUUUUAUAGACGAUUUAUUUUUUUAA
This is a messenger RNA of Lucilia sericata (common green bottle fly), 1102 nucleotides long. RefSeq lists its product as uncharacterized. Lineage: Eukaryota; Metazoa; Arthropoda; Insecta; Diptera; Calliphoridae. Gene Ontology annotation, molecular function: protein dimerization activity. The coding region runs from base 494 to 1102 and encodes 202 amino acids. The transcript is spliced from 4 exons. The record is from RefSeq and is a predicted model, not a curated record.